This is a messenger RNA of Fragaria vesca subsp. vesca, 849 nucleotides long. RefSeq names its product putative F-box protein At2g33200-like. Lineage: Eukaryota; Viridiplantae; Streptophyta; Magnoliopsida; Rosales; Rosaceae. The coding region runs from base 1 to 849 and encodes 282 amino acids. The record is from RefSeq and is a predicted model, not a curated record. Gene Ontology annotation, molecular function: protein binding. The transcript has 2 exons.
AUGGAAGGUUUUGACAGCCCAAAACUCCGAAUCAGAAGAGAGCAUAGGGAAUUACAUCCAAUUAUGCAUCAAGAUUGGUCAAAGCUGCCUUUGCACCUGCUGGACUCAAUUUUAGAGAGAUUGGAGUUGCCAUCGAAUUACUUGCGAUUCAGUGUUGUUUGUAAGUCGUGGUACUGUGCCGCAAAGGAUGGUAAAAACCUACUAGCUAAGAUCAUGUCGAGCGGCCAUUAUUAUCCUCCGAUGCUCUUGUUCCAUACUAAUGAAAACAAUGCAUGGAACUUAUAUAGCGUCCCAGAGAACAAGGUUCUUGACAUCCAAUUGGAAAUACCAAACAUUUAUAAGCGGUUUUGUGGCUCCUCGAAAGGAUGGCUGAUAGCAAUGGAUGACAACUUCGGAGUAAACCUAAUAAAUCCGUUCCUUAGAAUGAAAGGGAGGAAACCAAAAGAAAAUUCAAUCAUUCACCUUCCUUCUUUGACUCCACCACCUACAGCUUCGAGACGAGCAUUUUGGCGUACAAAAUAUGAGCGGUUUGUCUACAAAGCCAUCAUUACAGCAGACCCGAUAAUUAAUCCAGAUGAUUGCAUUGUUGUUGUGAUAUAUGUGGAACGUUGUCGACUAGCUUUCAUAAGACUCAACAAAGACAUCUCAUGGACUUACAUGGCGGAAGAUUACAAAACAAUUGAAGAAGUUGCUUAUGUUGAUCGGAAAUUUUAUGCUGUGGAUAAUCGGAGCAAAGUUUUGUGCUUUGAUAUUGUUAGUCAGUUCAACUCCAAAUAUAGAAAGGAUUUCACAUGGCGUUGGACGGCACCAAAAGUGGUUCACCAAGAUAUAUCUGAUGGAUUCAAAUAA